AUGGCGUACAGGGUGCGUGUUCUGCAGCUGUCUGGCCAGCUGCUGGGCGAAGUGGAGUUAAUGGAGACGGCCAGCGUCGUGGACAUCCUUGCGGCGAUCCAACGCGAAGGGGAUCCAGAUCCCAUGCUGAAGAGGACCCUCGUCUUCGAAGGCAGAGCCCUGGAGGCGUCUGAGCGACUGAGGGAGCUGCACUUGCCAAGUCUACCACUCUUGGCCCACAUGCACGAGAUCCUGCAGGCACAGCAUGCAGAACGCGUGACCUCGCUGCCGGAUCCCUGCCACCUCGUGCAGUUUGCACUGGUGGGUGGGAGGGGAGUUGGGAAGACCAGCCUGGCAUGUAGCUACGCCAAACAGGCGCGAGACCCAACCAUGGUGCAGAUCCCCUUUGUUCGGGUGAUGGCUGAUGACACCCCCAUGCGGGUCCUUCUCCGGGACACUUCUUGGCCAGCCGGGCUGCCCACCUCCCUUUUCCUCUUUGGGAAGGACGCGCUGCUCCUGGUGAUCGACCUCACCGAUCCGAAGUCUUUGCAAGAUGUUUCCGAAUGGGUUCAGAGUGAGAGUGCGCAAGUGAUGCCCGCCAAGCUCUUGCUCGGGAACAAGGCCGACAUGGCGGCCCAGCGCAAGGUUUCGCGCAAAGAAGCGGAGCAGUGUGCCCUUGCACAUGGCCUGGCCUACUUUGAGACCUCGGCGGAAGAUGGGACCGGUGUGGAUGUGGUGGGCAUGAAGGCCUUGUGCGAGGCCCUGAAGGAGCGCGCCGGCGUUGUGAUUGCUGGUGGCGAGGAGGAUGCCGGCAAGACGAGGGAGGACUUCCUUCCGCAGCUGGAUCCACCUUCAAAGGAGGUCGCCGCGGUGGUGUGUGGGGCCGACUAUGCCUUCAACUACUACAAGCUGGCCAAGGCUGCCAACUACCUCCGACAGAAUCCCGACGCUUUGUUUGUAGCCACGAAUCCUGAUCCUCGAGCGGCUUUCGCCCACGGAGCAAUCUUCCCUGCAGCAGGAUCGAUGUGGAGCGCAAUUGCUGUGGCGUCUGGGAGGCAGCCAGACAUUGUCUGUGGGAAGCCGAGUGAGACGCUGGCCCGACACCUUCUGUCGUCUAAACACUUAUCGGCGGAGACAACGUGUAUGGUGGGUGACCGCACGGACACGGACAUUGCCUUCGGCCGAAGUGUGGGAAUGCAAACCCUCUUCGUUGAGAGUGGGAGCAUGACGGAGCAGGAAAUGAUGCAAACAAGCCGCUGGGAGCGGCCGCACUAUGUGGCCGAGUCCAUCGCCAUCCUUGCUCCGCUGCUGAAGUCGUAG
Messenger RNA from Symbiodinium natans, 1299 nucleotides. The record is from the annotation of a GenBank genome assembly. Lineage: Eukaryota; Dinophyceae; Suessiales; Symbiodiniaceae.